GGCAGGACCCGGGCCCCAAGAUGGCGGCCCCCAGCGAAGUGGCCGCGGCAGCCUCCCGCGGAGGAGAUGGCGGGGGCGGCGGUUUUGGAUCAUGGCUGGACGGACGAUUGGAAGCGUUGGGAGUGGACCGGGCCGUUUACGGCACCUACAUCCUGGGUGUCCUGCAGGAGGAGGAGGAAGAAGAGAAGCUGGACGCUCUGCAGAGUAUCCUCUCUGCCUUCCUGGAAGAAGAUUCUCUUCUUAAUAUCUGCAGGGAGAUUGUGGAGCGAUGGUCAGAAACUCAGAAUGUUGUCACCAACGUGAAAAAAGAAGAUGAGGUACAGGCCAUUGCUACCCUAAUUGAGAAGCAGGCACAGAUCGUAGUGAAGCCCAGGAUGGUGUCAGAAGAGGAGAAGCAGAGAAAAGCAGCCCUCCUGGCCCAGUAUGCCGAUGUGACAGAUGAAGAGGAUGAAGCUGAUGAGAAGGAUGAUUUGGGUGCAUCCACAAUGAACAUUGGUUCUGACAAAUCUCUCUUCCGAAACACCAAUGUGGAAGAUGUCCUCAGUGCCCGAAAACUGGAACGAGACUCACUUCGGGAUGAGUCCCAAAGGAAGAAGGAACAGGACAAGCUGCAAAGGGAGAGGGACAAACUAGCCAGGCAGGAGCGCAAGGAAAAGGAAAAGAAAAGGACACAGAGAGGGGAGCGAAAGCGAUAACCUUGGCCCACUCUAUUCUUCUCCCCCAUGAACUUGAUCAAAGGAACUGGUCGUGCAAUGUGUAUUUAAGAGAAGUGAGAUAAUGUUGUGAAGUGGUUUCCCAAGGCAUUUUUCCUUUUGUUUACAUGGUUAAAAGGAAGAUCACAGUCACUUCUAAUUAGAAAAUGUGCCAUGUUUCAGUGGUGUGGGCCAUCAGAUUAUUAUAGUUGCUUUCUUUACCAAUGAUCUGGAAUAGGGGCAGUCAUAGUUUAAUAUUGAAGUCCUGUGCUCUUUUUGGCCACUUUAAAAAGUCUUCCCUCACCUUGGAUAAAUUGCAGGAGGAUUCAGAAAGCUAACAGUUAGUUUUAAUCCUGAAGGAGCAGAAACAUGAUCCCUCCUUCCCCAAGAUGAAAUGUGGGAAUGCAAAUUGCCUUAGAGGCAGUAUUCACCCCUAAAUAUAGUAUUGUUUUAUGGCUGAAAUAGAAAGCUAAUGAAGAGUCCUUCCUGGAUUCAGAUUUUAUGUUACAUUGUAGCAAACUAGGAAAAUGGGAAGAAAUUAUUUGGGAGGUGUUCCAGAUCUGAGAAUUUUUUUUUUUCCCUUUUUGUCUUUUUUUACUGACCGGUAAU
Messenger RNA from Galeopterus variegatus (Sunda flying lemur), 1301 nucleotides. It is a transcript of the gene CCDC43, whose product is annotated as coiled-coil domain containing 43. The record is from RefSeq and is a predicted model, not a curated record. NCBI's taxonomy places the organism in Eukaryota, Metazoa, Chordata, Mammalia, Dermoptera, Cynocephalidae. The transcript has 5 exons. Bases 21 to 695 code for a protein of 224 amino acids.